Molecule: messenger RNA, 4688 nt
Organism: Pelodiscus sinensis (Chinese soft-shelled turtle)
Lineage: Eukaryota; Metazoa; Chordata; Testudines; Trionychidae
Source: RefSeq, a predicted model, not a curated record
ACAUUUUGGAUUUGUUCUUUCUAAAGACAUCUCCUUCUAUAUGGAUCAAGGUGCUAGUGAUGGUGAAGCUGAGAAAAGGCUUUUCUAACCACGGCCAGGAUGAAUCGGCUGCCAGAUGAUGCAGAAAAUGCUCAGAACAGCAGUCGGGGCUCCUGCCCUUCCUUGCAGGAUGUCCAUUCCAUCAACCCAGCCCAGCUGAUGGCAAGGAUUGAGUCCUAUGAAGGAAGAGAGAAGAAAGGCAUAUCAGAUGUCAGAAGGACUUUCUGUUUGUUUGUUACCUUUGACCUUUUAUUCGUAACCUUGCUGUGGAUAAUAGAGUUAAAUGUAAAUGGAGGCAUUGAGACUACUUUAGAGAAGGAGGUCCUGCAGUAUGACUACCGUUCUUCAUAUUUUGAUAUAUUUCUACUGGCAGUCUUUCGAUUUAACGUCUUAAUACUUGCAUAUGCAAUGUGCAGACUGCGCCAUUGGUGGGCAAUAGCUUUCACAACAGCAGUGACCAGUGCCUUUUUAUUAGCAAAAGUAAUUCUCUCAAAGUUGUUUUCCCAAGGUGCUUUUGGCUAUGUGCUGCCCAUUAUAUCCUUCAUACUUGCCUGGAUAGAAACCUGGUUCCUAGAUUUUAAAGUAUUACCACAAGAAGCAGAAGAAGAAAACAGGCUCUUGCUAGUACAAGAUGUGUCUGAGCGAGCAGCUCUUCUUCAGCCUGGACUCCCCUCUGAAGGACAAUUUUAUUCUCCUCCUGAAUCUGCAGCAGGAUCUGAUGAAGAAUCUGAAGAAAAACAAGAUAGUGAAAAACCAAUUGUAUAGCAAAUAUGAGCGAUAACAGAAUGAAAAUCUGAAUCAAAAGUCUCUAGGGAAAUGCUUAUAUUGAAAAUGUAAUGACAGUGUCUGCAGUUGACUUACUGGCGGAACUGCUAACAAAAGAAUUUAUUUAUUAGCAAAGGGAAAUGAUUCCCCUGUACUGUAAUACCUCACAAACUUGUUCACAUAUAUAUAUUAGACUGCCUUAUGGCAGUUAUGAAAAAUUAGUCAUCCUUGUUGUAUUCAAUGAUUCUUGAAAUUGAUUUAACAACUAGUUAGCUACUGGAAAGUGUUGUGCUUGUGUAACUAAUCAGUAGACCCAAUAAUAUAUUGAAGUAACACUGUAUGAUGGAAAUAUAUUUAAUGAUUGUUUGAAUUCACUAGAUAAAAUUAUUUUACUUUGUUAAUAUUUGUCCUGUUCAUUUUUACAUUUUCUUUUUUAAACUCCAUGCAUUUUUAAUGUACUUAUGCACUGUUUGUAAAAUAAAGAAAAACGUUAAUAAAAACAAUGUGCCACAUUGUGACAUAUUUGUCCCUUCUCCUGGUAGUAGGAAGACCUGCUUUUCCAAAUUCCUUGUCUCUCACUGGGGAAACAAAUUAUCUUAUUGACUUUAUUGUAUAGAUUUUAUGGAACAGACAUAUAAAGUUAAUUUAUUCCUGCCUGUUCUGAUAGACUAGAGUGGUGAACUGUAAUUUAAUUUAUAAUGUGAAUCCUGUUUAUUCAGUUGGGAGAUGAAUACAGAAUUUAUUCUAAUAAAUAUUUUGGACCAAGUUUUCAGUGCAAAUGAUAAACUGUUUUUGUGAAGAGUUUCAGGAAAUGAGCUGCCACAAUAAUGUGGUUUGUGGGAGGGUGCAAACUAAUCUACUUUAAAAUCAGGUUUAGCAAAUGAAAACUAUUCACACUCCUUAAGCAUCCUUCAUGAUGGUCAGAUUACAAGCCAGUCAUUAAAUACUAACAACAGUCUGCUUCAUAAAUUAUAUUUUCAAUAUAGUAUAAAGAACAGAGACUAUUAGGAGAAUUUAUUAUCUUUCAAAUUUGAAGUCCCUGUUGCCCGAAACUGGCUGGCUCUACUGCCACUUAUCUCGGCUGGGCUCUGCUGCUGGCUGCCAGUUCCCUGCUACUGGCCCCAGACAAGCUCUGCUUCCCUCAGCCGGGCUCUGCUGGCCUCAGCAAGGCUCCAUUGCUAGCUGCCAGCUCUCUGCCCCAGCCACCGGCUGCUGAUCUCCGGCACCUGGCUCUUGAACUCCAGUCCCAUCCCUGCCUGGCUUUAUAGUCCAACCACAUCUGUGAUCCUGCUGCAUCAGUUUUUCCUAUGAGUGUUCCAACCCUGGAGCUCCCAUGGGACCCUGACGAUGCAGGACUGCAGAUGUUGCUGGACCUCUUAGUCUGAAACUCUGGUCCAACCUAUAAUAGUUUCCAAACCUAGCCACAUGUUACCAAGCAAAAAACCAAAGUGAAACAGUAACUUUUUUCACAGCUCUGUAACAGCCAUUAGCAAAUUAUAUUUUCUCCAGAGUUGCAUGAGGCAUGUGAGGGUGCAAAACAGUCCAUGGAUAGUUGUCCUAACAUGUCUCAGGGUGCUUUGAUAGUGAACAUUGCAUUAGUCAGGCUCUCUGGUCAAGAAUCUUAAUUGUGCUUGAAUGGCAGAAGUUCCACAUGUUUCCUUCAGAUUGUGAUUGCCGUGUCAUUUUUCUAGCAUUUUUAGCAACGGUUUUGCUGUUCUAUAAUCAAUGUGUGGUGGCUAGAAUCUGUAAAUUCACAUUUCUUUGUAACUUUUGACCUACUUGAAUGUGGAUUAUUAUUCUGGCACUGUACCGUGUGUAUGGUUACAGUACGAUAGGACACUUGCCUUCACAACUGAGGAGAUGGGUAACUCCUGAAUGGUAUUCACCUCACUAGACAAAAUCUAACUUUGUGUAAUACCUACAUCGUAGUAAGCAAGAACAUCAGUGCAUGUAGCUUUCCUAAAUCCUCCAAAUCUUGCAAUAGUAACCUGUGUAUAUUAAUGUACUUCCAACAGACUGUAGAUUAAACUGCACUAUUUCUACAAAUGCUGUGGUAGUAAGCUGAAGUUUUACUGUACUCUGUACAUGUAACUCAGGCAGAUCUUUGUAUUUCCAUUAGCUUGCUGUGGCUUGUAAGUACCUAUUUGGUGAGGUGCAGGACUGAUUGUGGUUAAACUGUCCUUGUUAUCAUAUGCACCAUCACAGCCUAACUUUUCCGAAACAGCAGUGACUGGCUUAGUUUACAAAAUUUUCCACUAAAUAACCACAUAGCAAACAAAAUAACUCAAGCCUCAAAACUAAUACUUAAACCAACCCCUGGUUCCCAUGUUCAGCAUGUAAAAGUGCAGCAGCAGGUCACCUUACAUGCUAAUGAGCCAGUGCAGCUGUUAAAUUUGCUACCACAGACUGAUAAACCUCAGUGGUUGGCUAUACUAAGGGCUGUGGGUAAGCAAAGGACUUUGCAAAAGAAGCUUAAAAACAUAAAAGCUGUAGCUGCUUGUGCAAAGCUCCAAGAAAAACAAAUGGUGGGGGCAAAAUUAGCCCUACAAAUCUAAUUAUUUCAAUCUAAUUCAUUUUUAGAAGUAGCCCCUCUUCUUGCUAUGAUGUUCAGAGUGUUGUGCAAAAUAAAAUCAUAGUACAAAAUAAGUCUCAAUAGUAAGUAGUCAAGCAUGAAACACAUAUUUUUCUUCAAUCUCAGGCCUGAUUCUCAGCUGCAAAUUUAUGAUAAUUUAUAUCAGCUGUGGAUCUGGGAUGAUCAGAGCAAAGUUCAUAUAUUAACCUUUUAGGAUUGUAUGGUGUCUUGUGCUCAGGACUGCCAACAGCAGCAAUAGAGGUGUGUUUCAUUUUGUUUUUCUCCAAAAUAUAUGUACUUGAAUCUUUUGUAAUAGUUUUGUAGGUAUUCAUUUUCUCUUAAGCAGAGCAAGCUAGCCACUUUAAAUGCCAAUAUGUUUGAAGAUUUUCUAAGCUAAGAUGUUGUCUGCUGAAUAAGGGCCAGUUUCCCAACUUCAGAUUGAAUAGUAUGUAGAAUCCUAAUCUUGUUGAUUUUUAUUGACUAAAUUACUCUAAAAGGAGUGGGAAUAGCAGCAUUUGGUGCAAAGUACUUAGUUUUCCUAUAUAUGUGUAAUCCUUUGAACACAGAAUUUAUUUUAGUUACUGUAUUUUUUCCACUUCCCUGUUUGGUAGAAAACUUUAUUUUUAAGGAGGAACCUCCUAUGUAUGACUUUGCAAAUAACACAACUGUUUGCUUUAAAGAAUUUUAACCUCUUAAAAAGUAAACAAGUAUGCAGAACAUGCCUAAUUUAUAAGUUGAAUGUUUUUACAGGAUGUGGAAUACUAAGAAAAUAGCUGCACAAGUUAUUAAAGUAAAAUUUACUGCUAAUUGUGCAUUUGUGUAAAAUACUGCUAAUAUGAGUGGAUCUGUCCUAUGUGGAUCCUGCAAGCAUUCAGGGCCCAAUAUGCUUGUACUUGUGCUAAUAAUUUACCCAUCUUUGGACAAUUUUAAAAACUGAUAAAUAUUCAUGAUUUGUGGACUAAGAAGCAUCAAAAUUGCAGACUUUGGAGAUGUGGAAGAGUUUAGAGUGGUAUCGGAGAACUUUCCUUUAUUGGUUAAGAAUGAUCAGUUUGAACUUACAGUAUGAUUUUGAAGAGAGUAUUUCAUUUUUUAAAAUAUUUCAGGCAUAUACUGAAGAGGGCAUAUCCAGUUAAGUUUGUAUUUCAUUCAUUGUAACUUUUAUGUUUUUAAAAGAUAAAAUGGAAGUAUGCCAUAUAUGAGGCAAGACUAAGUAUUCACCUUUUACCAUUCUCUUCCAGGAUUGUAUACAUCUUCCUUGAAAAACUUGUUUUUAAAUUGUUAGAUUUCCCUUAAAUAAAUACAUUGGACAGAA